This is a messenger RNA of Ostreococcus tauri, 650 nucleotides long. Its product is annotated as unnamed product. The transcript has a single exon. The record is from RefSeq and is a predicted model, not a curated record. Lineage: Eukaryota; Viridiplantae; Chlorophyta; Mamiellophyceae; Mamiellales; Bathycoccaceae. The annotation marks the transcript as partial.
CACAGCAUCAAUACGCGCCGCAGCAACCGCCACCAAAGCAUCAAUAUGCGCCGCAGCAACCACCGCAGCAGCAUCAAUAUGCGCCGCAGCAACCGCAGCAGCAGUAUCAGUACGUGCCGCAGCAACCGCCACCACAGUAUCAAUAUGCGCCGCAACCGCAGCAGCAGCAGCAAUACGUGCCGCAGCAACCGCAGCAGCAGCAGCAAUACGCGCCACAGCAGCCGCCCCAACAUCCGUCGUACCAGCAACACCAGCAGCCACCGGCGCAGCAGUACGCACCGCCCGCUCCGCAAUCGGUGCAACAGUACGCGUCGGUGCGUCAUGAUGCGCCUACUCCGCAACCUCAGGUCCAGCGACGCGCCGAGGCGGAAGUAGAGUAUACGACAUCUCCGUCCAACGUCAAGGAACGAGCCGCCGCUUUCGGUCAAGUCACCAUCAAGCCAAAAUCGGCGUCUCCGGCCGCGAACCCGAGCGUGCAGACGUAUUCGAACACCGGUACGUCGACGACGAGCGCGAGCGCACACGCGCUCGCGCAAAUCAUGCGGCAAGAGCGUCCUGAGCAGAGCAAAAAGGCGGAGACUCCCGAAGAGCUCAAGCGCAAGAUUGAAAUCUUGCAGCGUCUCGCGCGAUCGAGGGGCAUUAACUUGUAA